UAGAUCUAUCUAUUAUUCGAGACAGAAACAGACAUGGAAAGAUUACUUAGUCUAGGCGGUCGAGUGCAGGGCCUCGGACAGGGGAGCCCACCAACUGAUGCUCCAGUUGUAGACACAGCUGAACAAGUGUACAUCUCAUCCUUGGCUUUACUCAAGAUGUUGAAACAUGGGCGUGCUGGUGUACCGAUGGAAGUGAUGGGGCUGAUGCUGGGAGAGUUUGUUGAUGACUACACUGUUCGAGUUAUUGAUGUUUUCGCUAUGCCUCAGUCUGGAACGGGUGUGAGUGUCGAAGCUGUGGAUCCAGUGUUUCAAGCCAAAAUGUUGGAUAUGCUAAGACAGACUGGCAGGCCAGAAAUGGUGGUAGGCUGGUACCACUCUCAUCCUGGUUUUGGCUGCUGGUUGUCCGGUGUAGACAUAAACACACAACAGAGUUUUGAAGCCCUGUCGGAGAGAGCGGUAGCAGUUGUAGUGGAUCCUAUUCAGAGUGUGAAAGGCAAAGUUGUAAUUGAUGCUUUUCGGCUGAUCAACCCAAACAUGAUGGUAUUAGGCCAGGAACCAAGGCAGACAACUUCUAAUUUAGGUCAUCUCAAUAAACCGUCUAUACAGGCUCUUAUACAUGGCUUGAAUCGUCACUAUUAUUCCAUAGCUAUUAAUUACAGAAAAAAUGAACUGGAACAAAAGAUGUUGCUGAAUCUUCACAAAAAGAGUUGGGUGGAUGGACUUCAGCUUCAAGAUUAUUCUGACCACUGCUCACUGAAUGAAAAGACAGUGCAGGACAUGCUGGAUUUGGCCAAAAACUAUCACAAGGCUCUAGAGGAGGAAGAGACCAUGACUCCUGAACAGCUGGCCAUCAAGCAUGUGGGCAAGCAAGACCCAAAGAGGCAUUUAGAAGAGGAAGUGAAUGUGAUUAUGACCAAGAACAUUGUUCAAUGUUUGGGAGCCAUGCUGCACACUGUUAUCUUCAAGUGAUCUGUUUGUGUUUGUGAUGUAGACUGUUUUAGUGUUUGUUUGUUUUGAAGUUUGAGUAUAUUUGUUUAUCCUGCAGUGACUUUUUGAAAGAUUUAGUGAUAACUGAAAUGAGCUCUGAAGACUUGAAUUAUUUUAUUUAUAGUCAGGAGAGUAUUGAAAUGCUAGCUUCACUGCCUUGGUUGUUAGUGAUUGGUUAAAAGCCUUUUCAAUAGCAGGAUGUAAUAUUUGUAUUUAUCUUCAACCACUUGUCUAAAGAAUUAAACUUGGUUGUUUUAUAUUUCAAUCUGAUUUUCUUUUAUUACAAAAAGUAGAUUUAACUGUUGCCAGGGCAUGUUUGAAUGAUCUUUCAUUCACUGUUAAAUGAGAAAUUCUCAAUAAAAUAAUAGAUCUAGUUCUUUCAUAUCAUUGAUUCAAUUUGAUUCAACUCAGUUUGUCCAUUGUUUAACUCAGCUUCACUAUCAUAGGUCGUUUUGUUCAGACUUUUCUAAACAUGAAAAACCAAUUCCCUCUUUGUAUGGUUGUACAUACAUCUUGUUAAUACACAUUGAAUUAGGAGACAUUUUGUUUCUCUGAGCAUUGGCAAUUAACUCAUUAUCAUUUAAAAUGCUAAUAAAAAAUUAAAUA
Messenger RNA from Biomphalaria glabrata, 1593 nucleotides. RefSeq names its product 26S proteasome non-ATPase regulatory subunit 14. Gene Ontology annotation, cellular component: proteasome regulatory particle, lid subcomplex. Gene Ontology annotation, molecular function: proteasome binding; metallopeptidase activity; protein binding. The transcript is spliced from 10 exons. Gene Ontology annotation, biological process: protein deubiquitination; proteasome-mediated ubiquitin-dependent protein catabolic process. Lineage: Eukaryota; Metazoa; Mollusca; Gastropoda; Planorbidae. The record is from RefSeq and is a predicted model, not a curated record. Bases 34 to 969 code for a protein of 311 amino acids.